AUGCCGAGAUCAGCCCCGAUUCCGCCCUCGUUGUCAUCAUCAUCUUGCUCUCCCAAAGUGUCCAAUCUUGGUAGCAGGCGAUCGCGCCAGCGCCACCGCCAGCGCGAUCGCCUGCACCGAUCGUCACCAUCGUCCAAGAAAGCACUCGCAACACCUCCUCCUCACAAAUCUUUCGGAAGAUUUUUACCUUUCGGAAAGCGCAGAUCGUCAUCAAGUAACAACAUUCCUCAGAAAGCGGAACUCACUAAAGCAAACCUCGAAGCUCAUCUCGCUAGGACUAGAGCAGAAGAGGAGGACGACAACCAAAAGAAUAGCCCCAAAGGAUACAGUCCUUACUACCGAGGACUUUUAGCAAACACUACGCCUACUCAGAGCUAUUUAGGCCCCGGCGGAGGAAAACAAGCUGUGCCCGAGAGCCAUGUCGCUCCUCCUCCUCCACCUCCUCCUACUUCUGCUGCCUUCACUAGAUCAUCAUUCGCUUCCACCAUCAUCAUCAGGCUUCAAGAAGCGCUUGGGAGUUCUUGCUUUCCGUUCAAAUCAACCAAGAAUAAGGAAAAAGACAAAAACGACGACGAUGAUGAUGGUUAUCAGCCUCCGGUGGCGCCGGCAAUGGCGUCCCCCGGACUGAGACUAAACAGUACGGCUACGAAUUCAACUAUUGCUGUCGUUGACCGCCCUCCGUUGUUGUCAAUGGGGAGGGGUGACGACAGUGAUGGUGAAAAGAAGCCAUUGAGGGAGAGUUUUCAAGGACCAGCUCAUGAUCAUGAUCAUGAUCUUCAUGACCACCAAGCUGAGCCUCCUUUGUCCACUGAACAUCAUGAGCCGACGGUAGUCCGGCGGCCGUCCGACGAAUCAGAGGUAUUACCAGGACAGAGGAUAUUUGUAUGGGCUGACAAGUAUCGGCCUAAAGCUUUGGAAGAUUUCAUAUGCAAUCGGAACAAAGCAAUUGAACUCCAGCUUCUGGCAAGGACGGGAGAAUGUGGACAUUUCAUAUUUCAAGGGCCAGCAGGUGUGGGCAAGAGGACCAUGAUCUGGGCUAUGCUUCGAGAGGCUUUUGGUCCCGAUUCUAUACAAGCCAGUGAAGAAUUCAAAGUUUUCAAUUUACAGGGUGAAGAAGUAGGAAGUAUUGAAGUACUAGUGAAGAAUUCUCCACGGCUAUUAGAAGUAAAUAUUUCAGACAUUAAAGGGUAUGAGAAGCAUGUCAUCUAUGAACUCAUCAAGGAAAAUAUAUCUCAGAGCAUUUCCUAUAAUAACACCUCUCUGCCAUGCAAACCACCAGACAACUGCCGAGCAAUAAUCUUUUAUGGAGUGGAAAAGCUGUCAUCGGACGCCAUUCUAUACAUUAAGUGGCUGUUGGAAAGGUAUAAUGCGUGUAAUAAGAUCUUCUUCUGCUGCUCCGAUCUAUCAAAGCUUCAGGCCAUCAAAAACCUUUGCACUGUGGUUCAGCUUUUACCCCCUUCAAGGACCGAGAUAAUUAAAGUUUUGAAGCUCAUUGCUGAGAAAGAAGGGAUAGAUGUGCCUCAAAAAUUAGCUGAAAAGAUUACAGAUGCGUCUAAAAAAAAUCUUCGCCAAGCCAUUCGUUCAUUCGAGGCAACCUGGCUAAAACAUUAUCCCUUUACAGAAGAUCAGGAAGUUCUGAAUGGUUGGGAAGAUGAUAUUGCCAACAUUGCUAAGAACAUGAUUGAAGAGCAAGGCCCAAAACUGCUAUAUAUCAUCCGGGGAAAGCUUCAAAAUCUCGUAGAGCAUGAUGUGUCUCCUGAUCUUAUUUUCCAGUCACUGGUGGAAGAAGUGAAGAAGCAUUUAGAUAAUGAGACAUUGAAGCGCCGGGUUCAUAAUCUGUACGUGGAAUACAGUAAAACAGAUGAGAGUAUUUUUGAGAGUGACAAAGCGCUUGCACAUCCAAGAAAGAGUACUAAUGCCCAGCAGUUCAUGAGGAUUGAAGAGUUUAUAGCCAAAUUCAUGAGCUGCUACAAGACUGAAGCUACCAAAAUCAUGCAGCAGGAAAAUGAAGAUCACAAUAGUAAAAUAUAAAGGGAUUUCUGUUGUUGGCAUCCCUUGUACUAAUAUCUAGACAAAACUACAGAAUAAGGUUUCUAAAAGGAAUAUGUAAUCCUUUAUACUAUAUUGCUGGAAACUAAUGGUUUCCUGACAACUUUGAACAGCAUACUGUAAAAUUACAAGGAAUAAGAUACACAUCAUGUGAAGAAACUGUUUGUUGAAGCAUAAUAACUCCCAACAAAAAGAAUUUUCUUUUUUAUGUUACCCCAAAUUCGUUUAUUUUACUUUUAAUGUAACAUACACCCGGGUAAUGAUAUGAUUUCAGUAACAUCAACACUUUUGUGUACAUAUUCAUAUGUCAUGGCAAGCUAAGUUUGCACCUACUUCACUAUAGUCAAUAAAUUUAUUAACAUUUCGAAUAGUCAUAACUACACAUGAAAAAUUAUCAAAAAAAUUAGUGUCCGAAACUGAUUACACAUAGCUGUA
Humulus lupulus (European hop) is the source of this 2484-nucleotide messenger RNA. Its product is annotated as replication factor C subunit 3-like. The transcript has 11 exons. The coding region runs from base 1 to 2031 and encodes 676 amino acids. Gene Ontology annotation, molecular function: DNA binding; DNA clamp loader activity. Gene Ontology annotation, cellular component: DNA replication factor C complex; nucleus. NCBI's taxonomy places the organism in Eukaryota, Viridiplantae, Streptophyta, Magnoliopsida, Rosales, Cannabaceae. The record is from RefSeq and is a predicted model, not a curated record. Gene Ontology annotation, biological process: DNA repair; DNA-templated DNA replication.